AUGGCGGCGAUAGCAGCGGCAGCCGCCGCUCUCUCAACGCUGAAUCUUUCUAGAACAUCCGUAAUCCUCCCCCGCUGCCACCUCCGGAGAGCGAUUACCUCAUCUCUCUCCUCCGCCACCACCGAAUUAGGCGCCAAAUUCGCCGCGCCCAAACCUAAAUCAAAAUCGCAUAAACCCUCGCCGCGCGAGGACUCUGAGCCCUACAUCCCGUGGACUGUCAACGACGACGAGAGCGGCGCCGUCACGCUCAAGACGACGCCGUCGGAGCGUUUCCUCAGAGCCGUCGCCAAUGAAAGCACGCAGAGAAAGAAGAAGAAAGAGGAUAGAGGUAGUGGCGGUAAGGACAAGCCUAGGGUUCCCACAGCUGAGCCGAAGUACUCUAAGGCGGCGCGGAGAUUUUACAAUGAGCGAUUCCGUGAGCCUCCGCAGCGGCUCGCGAAAGUGCUGGCGGCUGCCGGAGGUAAAUGCCUAAAUUCUGGAUGUAAUUUGAUGAAAUUAGUUGGGGAUUGA
Salvia splendens (bonfire salvia) is the source of this 510-nucleotide messenger RNA. Its product is annotated as putative ribosomal large subunit pseudouridine synthase SVR1, chloroplastic. The transcript has a single exon. The coding region runs from base 1 to 510 and encodes 169 amino acids. NCBI's taxonomy places the organism in Eukaryota, Viridiplantae, Streptophyta, Magnoliopsida, Lamiales, Lamiaceae. The record is from RefSeq and is a predicted model, not a curated record.